UCGUCAUUGGCCAUUGGCCAUCCCUCCGACCGGCGGCGAUGGCUCCUCGAUGGUGUAAGCGAAGGGGGGGGGGAUCUCGGACAUGUUCGUUCUGAUCUCGCUUGUCUCAUUCCUGCCGUACCGUUGGCCCAUCCACACUGAAGCCCAUUCUCCCUGACCAUCCCUGAUUCCUGGCAUCGGACCCUCUCCAUCAUCGCUUGUCCGCCCAUGGUUCAUUACGAUUCGCGAGCUCAGCUCCCCGAGGAAUCUGAGGAGCCGUCGCCGGUUAAUGCCAGUCGAGCCUCCCGCCAAACGCGGUCCUGCAAGGUCUGCCGGUCCCGCAAGGUCAAGUGUGACCGCGUCAAGCCCUGUCAUGCAUGCUGCGCCCAUGGGUACCCGUCGAAAUGUGUCUACGAAACGGCGCCAGACGAGGAUCUCCAGCCUAUCACCCAGGCCGAGGAGAUACGUCAUUUGCGGACGGAGAUCCGUGAGUUAACGGCGCGACUGAAUAAUCGCGAACAACGGAACCAAGCCCAACGGGGAUUUGCUGAGCUCCAGGAGCUCUUCGACUCCAUUCGCUCCGCCCCGCUCAAUGUUGUCGAUCACCUUAUUGCGAACAUUCGGGCCUCUCGGAGGGAAUUAGACGCGGUUUCGACCGGUCUGUGGGAAGGAGCACAAGGAAACGACGGUGCACUAGUCCCGCGCCUCUCAUGCGAGAACGUCGAUGACGAGGGGGAUGACGAAGGGUAUGUCAGUAAUCGACCUGGCCAUGUGGAUUUCAAUCGGAGCCCUUCAGAGGAUUCCGAUAGCUCGUCUAUUAGCUCGAUGAUGUGCAUGAGCGCGGCGCGGCCGAUGCUCGAUAUCUUUAUCGAGCGGUUUGUGGACGCUUUCAGCCCGGAGGUAGGCGUCAAAUCCGGCCAGGCAGGGGCCUUGCGGCGCGCGGCCGAAAUCCGAAUGUUCUCGCCUAUUCUUACCGACGCUUUCGAAACCGUUUCGGUUGCAUUUUUCGGUCGAUCUAUCCAAGACAAGGGUAUUGAGGCCUCGGGUUUCCGCACUUAUCCCCGCGUCCUACGAAGUCUCCAAGAGGCUUUGCAGGAUCCGGAACGCAGCAAGGCUGAAUCUACUUUGGUGACGGUCAUUCUUUUAAUGGCCUUUGAGAGUGUUGAGCGUACUACUCAGGGAUCAUUGUCAGCACAUGUACAAGGUGCAGUACGACUGAUCGAACAUAGAGGCCCUGAAAACCACAUCUACGGUGUAGAGCACUUAUUAUUUACGGAACUUCGUCCAUAUUGGGUUGGGGCUGCACUCGUCACACGAGAGCCAUCAUUCCUUGCCCAGGAAGAAUGGAAAACAAUUCCCUGGUCGGCUGGUACGACCAAGAAGGAUAUCCUACAUCAUCUCCUAGAUUUGACGGUGGAGAUCCCAGCCUUGCUUUCGCAACAUGAUGCCCUCGAAGCUGAGUUGCAGUCGGGCAUUAUGAUGGGUGCGCACGAAACAGCGGUCAAGCAAACCACCUUGUGGAACAGCAUUGCGGAUUUGACGGCUCGAUUUGUGCAGUGGAAAAUCACAUGGGUUGAUAAUUAUCCUGAUGGUCCACCGAAGGAAGUUGAAACAGAACCCAAUGAUCAAUUUCCCACAUUCUACUGCCGGGAUCUGCGGACUGGUGCCAUAAUAAAACCUACGAAAUUCGCUUAUCCAAACCUCCGCCUGGCUCAGACCAUGUGCUUGUAUUACUCUACGCGGCUUGUCUUGUCAUCCGUGGACACCCGACCGGAUCGUGUUAGCCCCGCAGAGCAAUACGGCCUGGGAUGCGGCAUUUGCCGGAGUCUGGAAUGGUACAUCCUCACCGCGCCGGGAAAUAUGAUCAAUCGCCUGGCUUUUCCUGUCCGUGUAGGAUGGGAAGCGUUCCCUGACGGUGGUCCUGAACGCAAGUUCAUGUAUGAGGUGCUGAAGCUGGUAGAAAAACGGCAUGCACUGGGUCUUUGGGGAAGUGCGAUGCCUGAGCUAUCUACUCGUUCCGGCUCACCACCAAAAUCAACUUAGCAUCGAAGUUUGUUGGCUCUAUAAUAUCUUGGAUACUGAUAAAGAGACUGGGGAGGUUGCAGUGUUUUUCUUGGUUGGCAAUCGCAGGACGAGCGCUAGCAAGGCCGCACAAAUGAAGUAAUGAUUUAUGUCAGCGCGAUUCGACUCUACAAGCAUUCGGCAUUCAUUCAUCCAGGAGGGAUAAGUUCAAAAGUCUGGGUUACAGUUCACCCCUUUUACGGCUUGUACAGUAUGUCUACCGCUGGGGUUAAUGUUGGUCUUUUUGGGUGUUGCGGCACUCGAGGCAGAAAAAUGAUCUGCCACACGUGUGUAAAUAUCUCACGGGUUUUGUUUCCUGAUUUUCUCGGGUCUAAUAUUCACCUUCGUCCGUUCAAUGAUAUGUGAGGAC
Molecule: messenger RNA, 2410 nt
Organism: Aspergillus steynii IBT 23096
Lineage: Eukaryota; Fungi; Ascomycota; Eurotiomycetes; Eurotiales; Aspergillaceae
Product: Zn(II)2Cys6 transcription factor domain-containing protein
Exons: 6
Coding region: 208-2022 (604 amino acids)
Biological process (GO): regulation of DNA-templated transcription
Molecular function (GO): zinc ion binding; DNA-binding transcription factor activity, RNA polymerase II-specific
Source: RefSeq, a predicted model, not a curated record